Messenger RNA from Pieris rapae (cabbage white), 4065 nucleotides. Its product is annotated as neural-cadherin. The record is from RefSeq and is a predicted model, not a curated record. Gene Ontology annotation, biological process: homophilic cell-cell adhesion. The coding region runs from base 103 to 4065 and encodes 1320 amino acids. The transcript is spliced from 13 exons. Gene Ontology annotation, molecular function: calcium ion binding. NCBI's taxonomy places the organism in Eukaryota, Metazoa, Arthropoda, Insecta, Lepidoptera, Pieridae. Gene Ontology annotation, cellular component: cell-cell junction; plasma membrane.
GCGUACGGGCCGUAUUUUACGAAACGGAAUAUUUUACUACACCGAUCUCAAAAAACAAACAUCGUUCCCGUGGAAAUGUUGGGAUAAGUGCCUAUUCAUCUAAUGAUAGCCAUGGCGCGCAUAGUAGUGGCUGGAGGAGCAUUGCUCUACAUCCUUAGUAUAGCGGUAGAGACCAGUGCUCUCAUUCUUCUACCGCACGACGUUCGCCCUGGACACGCCGUUCGCCAUUUCACUGGAAACCACACUCGCUACACCCUUCUCGACCCUGAAUUCACGUCAUAUUUCACCCUUUUGGAUGAUGGCCUACUUAUGACUACAGCUGAUCUCACACCACUCCUGAAUCAACCAUUAAACCUUGCCAUCUUGGAAAGAACACCGUAUAGCAGUUCAGCACAUUCAUUACACCUGUUAGUUAUGGAUCGCAGAAAAAUGCUCAGUUUUACCACAAUCAAUGGUCUUCGUGGAGAGAUCCCAGAAAAUUCACCUGAAGGCACAGUGGUAGACUUACCACCUAUAAGAGCCACUGCCCUCGUUAAUAUUGGCCGUAUUGCUUACAAAAUCAUUAAGGGAAAUGAUGAUUCUACCUUCGCUCUACGAGAGAAAGAUACAGGGCCAAACUAUGACCUUAAAUCAGUCGUUACUGAAGGUGACGUCGAAAUAGUGGCGUUGCGACCUCUUGACGCUGAAACUAAAAAUCUUUAUGAUUUUAUAAUUCAGGCAACCGAUUUACAUGGCGUGAGUAAAGCUAGUUUGCCAAUUACAGUUAGUGUAUUAAAUGAAAACGACCAUGAGCCGGUAUUCGAUCAAGAAUUGUAUUAUUUCACUGUUAAUGGGACUAUUGAUAAAAAUAUAAAUAAUGGUUCUGCACAUUGGCCAAGAUUUUCUAACAUUGGUAUAGUUCACGCCUCUGAUUCUGAUGGUGAUCGCGUCUACUAUUCAAUAAAAACUCCGACUAAUUUAGCUGUCAUUGUGCCACAAACUGGAGAGUUAAUACUCGCAGGAGAACCAGAUGGUUAUGAUGCUGAGCUUCUAGUAGUAGCCCAUGAUGUUGGAACGCCUUCUAGAAAGAGUAAACCGGCUCAAGUUUUUCUGGAAUUUGUGGUUCGGGAAGAAAGGGAAUUACCAACUCUUCACCGAGAGAAGCGGCGAGUGACACGCGCUGUUCGGCCCACAAAAAGGAUAGAAUUCACUGAAGCUGAUGGUGAAGUAGAAGGGCGUGCAGUUUUCACUUUGGAAAAGGAAACCGACCGCGAAACUUUCAAAAUCCGAGAUGAAAAUCCGUGGGUUACAGUGGAACCGAGUGGUGUUGUGAAAGUUAAAAAGAAGUGGGACUUUGAAGAGCUUGGACCUGAGAAAACUAUCGACUUCUGGGUGACUAUCACGAAUGCCGGAAAUGGAGUGGCCUUGAAGUAUACAGACAACCAGCGCGUGAUCAUUCAUGUAAAAGACGUGAACGAUGAGCCUCCAUACUUCAUCAACCGACCGCUGCCAAUGCAGACUGUGGUCCAACUCAAUGCAGCCCCCAACACACCAGUCUUUACUCUUCAAGCGAGGGACCCUGAUACAGAUCACAACAUCCACUACUUCAUAGUCAGAGAUAGAACUGGAGGGAGGUUCGAGGUUGAUGAGCGGUCAGGUGUUGUUCGUACGAGGGGAACUGAUCCAUUUCAACUAGACAUGGAGUAUGUGCUGUAUGUGAAAGCGGAAGAUCAGAGUGGACGUGUAGACGAAAGGAGAUUCCAGUCAACGCCCGAAGAACGGCUAAGCAUCGUUGGAGGGAAGCGAGCCCCACAAUUCUACUUGCCCAGCUAUGAAGCGGAAAUUGCGGAAAAUCAGAAAAAAGAUUCAGAUAUAAUUUCGGUAAAAGCGAAGUCAUUUGCUGACCGUGAAAUCCGUUAUACGCUGAAGGCUCAGGGGCAAGGAGCUGGAACAUUCAACAUUGGUCCUACAUCUGGUAUUGUGAAGCUCGCUAAAGAAUUAGAUUUCGAAGACUUGAGACAACCGCACGUGUACUCUCUAGUGGUCACCGCGACAGAAGAUUCUGGAGGGUUUUCUACGUCUGUAGAUUUAACAAUACGCGUCUCUGACGUCAACGAUAACGCUCCCAAGUUCGAGUUACCAGACUACCAAGCACACAACGUGGAUGAAGACAUUCCGCUGGGCACUAGCAUCCUUAAAGUUAAAGCUAUGGAUGCUGACUCCGGAAAGAACGCUGAGAUUGAAUAUUUAGUUUCAGAUGAUCACUUCAGUGUCGAUUCAAACGGAAUCAUCACUAACAACAAGCAGUUGGAUGCUGACAAUAACAACGCUUACUACGAGUUCGUGGUAACUGCAAAGGAUAAGGGAGAACCAGCAAAAACUGGAACUGCUACAGUUAGAGUAUAUACGAAGAACAAAAACGAUGAAGAACCUAAAUUUUCUCAACAAGUAUAUACGCCUAAUGUAGAUGAAAAUGCAGGUCCCAAUACUUUGGUCACCACUGUUGUUGCAUCAGAUAAAGAUGGGGAUAAUGUUCGAUUUGGUUUUGUCGGAGGUGGCACAAGCUCAGGUCAAUUCGUAAUUGAAGAAAUAACUGGAGUCAUACGAUUACACAAUAAAGCUAUAUCGUUGGACAGAGAUAAGUAUGAGCUGAAUGUCACAGCUUUGGAUGACGGCGCAUGUUGUGUUAACGGCGAUGCGACCAUACAUACGUCUACUGCAGUCGUCGUAGUAUUCAUAACUGAUGUAAAUGAUAACAAGCCGAUUUUCAAGGAUUGUCCAACGUAUUUCCCUAAAGUCGAAGAAGGUGCACCGAAUGGUAGUCCUGUGAUAAAAGUACACGCCACCGACGAAGAUAAAGGAGUUAAUGGCCAAGUCAAAUAUUCCAUUGUACAGCAGCCAAAUCAAAAGGGUACAAAAUUCACGGUUGACGAAGAAACAGGUGAAGUGUCCACGAACAAAGUAUUCGAUAGAGAAGGGGAUGAUGGGAAGUUUGUUUCAGUUACAGUCAAAGCUACAGAUCAAGGUGACCCAUCGUUGGAAGGAGUCUGUUCCUUCACCGUUGAAAUCACCGAUGUCAACGAUAAUCCACCGUUGUUCGAUCGUCAAAAAUACGUCGAGAACGUAAAACAAGAUGCCAGUAUAGGCACAAAUAUCUUAAGAGUAUCAGCAUCUGACGAAGAUGCUGAUAAUAAUGGAGCGAUCGUUUAUACUUUGAGCGCUCCUUAUAAUCCGGCUGACAUAGAAUACUUUGAGAUCCAACCUGAAUCAGGAUGGAUAGUCUUAAAGAAACCGUUAGACCGGGACAGGUAUCGCCUGCGCGUCCGCGCCUCCGACAGAGGGGACCCGCCGUCCUCCGCAGACGUGGACGUUGAAUUAGACGUGGUAGACAGGAACAAUAAACCUCCCAUCUGGGACAUGUCCACGUAUGGCCCCGUUCACAUCAAAGAGAAUGUCACAGUGGGUACCGUAGUGACCAGUGUGAAAGCCAGCUCCGGCAUUGAAAACAACCCAACCGUAUUUUACCGGCUGAUGCCCGGCUCCACGGCUCAAACGAACAAAUUCCACACUUUCUAUUUACAACAAAGAGCUGAUAAUGGAUUUACUUGGGCCGAUAUUAAAGUGAAUCAUCCCUUGGACUAUGAGAGCAUUAAGGAAUACAACUUGACAAUACGAGUGGAGAACAACGGAGCGCAGCAACUAGCCUCGGAGACAACAGUAUACAUAAUGCUUGAAGAUGUCAACGACGAGAUUCCCUUAUUCACUGAGCGAGAACAAGAGACAGUGCUUGAAGGGGAACCCAUAGGUACCAAGGUGACGCAGGUCAACGCUAUUGACAAGGACGGGACUUUCCCUAAUAACCAGGUGUAUUACUACAUCGUGGACUCGCCGCGCAACGAAGGCAAGGACUUCUUCGAGAUCAGCAUGCAGACUGGAGAAAUCUUCACAAAAGUGGUGUUUGACAGAGAAAAGCAAGGCGCCUACGCUUUAGAAGUAGAGGCAAGAGAUGGAGCCCCCUCGGCUCGACCAAAUUCAGAAAAUCAGCCGAAUUCAGGUAAGUCCACAACCAAACCGUUACCUAAAUAA